Molecule: messenger RNA, 2161 nt
Organism: Pectinophora gossypiella (pink bollworm)
Lineage: Eukaryota; Metazoa; Arthropoda; Insecta; Lepidoptera; Gelechiidae
Gene: Sert
Product: sodium-dependent serotonin transporter
Exons: 13
Coding region: 1-1944 (647 amino acids)
Biological process (GO): sodium ion transmembrane transport; serotonin uptake
Cellular component (GO): neuron projection; membrane
Molecular function (GO): serotonin binding; serotonin:sodium:chloride symporter activity
Source: RefSeq, a predicted model, not a curated record
AUGAAGUUGUUGAAGAUAGUGCUAGAGCCAACUAUGUUUAUGACGACAAAUCUCAGUCAAUGGGGCGAGAGCCCGGGCCCCGAGCGGCGCAGCUCGUGCGGGUCGAGCGCAGGCUGCUCGGCCGCGCCCGCCAUGCCGCCCUCCGACACGCCGCCGCCCGCGCCGCUGCCCACCGCGCCCGCACCCGCGCAGCCUGCGCAGGCGCCUACCAACACUACCAACAACUACCCUGACUACCAGCAGGUGCAGAAGACGCGGUCGGUGGUGGUGUCUUUAACCCCACCACGACAGCGCGAGACGUGGGCCAAGAAGGCUGAGUUUCUUUUGGCGGUGGUGGGGUUCGCCGUGGACCUCGGCAACGUAUGGCGCUUCCCUUACAUCUGCUAUCAAAAUGGCGGCGGAGCCUUCCUGAUCCCAUACUGCAUCAUGCUGCUGUUCGGCGGUCUGCCCCUGUUCUUCCUCGAGCUGGCGUUGGGGCAGUACCACAGGUGCGGUUGCCUCACGCUCUGGAAACGGAUCUGUCCUUGUCUUAAAGGUGUGGGCUACGCCAUCUGCAUGAUCGACAUCUACAUGGGCAUGUACUACAACACAAUCAUCGGCUGGGCGGUCUACUACCUGAUCGCGUCUCUCGCCUCCAUCAACUCUGUUCUUCCUUGGACCAGCUGCAACAACGAAUGGAACACUCCUCUCUGCGCCCCUGUCACCUCCCCUCAGACUAAUAUCAGCACCACAACACCGGCUAAAGAGUUCUUUGAACGAAACGUACUGGAGCAGCACAGAUCCAACGGCCUGGAUGCUAUGGGCCCCAUCAAACCUUCCCUGGCGCUCUGUGUGUUUGGAGUCUUCGUGCUUGUCUACUUCUCCCUUUGGAAAGGAGUCCGGAGCGCUGGCAAAGUGGUGUGGGUAACAGCUUUGGCUCCUUACGUGGUACUGUUGAUUCUCCUGGCGAGGGGCGUGACACUACCAGGAGCAACUGAAGGCAUCCGAUACUACCUGACUCCCGAGUGGCACAAACUGCAGAAUUCCAAGGUAUGGAUCGACGCGGCGUCUCAGAUCUUCUUCUCCCUCGGUCCCGGGUUCGGCACCCUGCUGGCGCUCUCCAGCUACAACAAGUUCAACAACAACUGCUACCGCGACGCGCUCAUCACCUCCUCCAUCAACUGCCUCACCAGCUUCCUCGCUGGCUUCGUCAUCUUCUCGGUUUUAGGCUACAUGGCGCACGUGCAGAACAAGAGCAUCGAGGAGGUGGGCCUGGAGGGUCCAGGGCUGGUCUUCAUCGUGUACCCGGAGGCCAUCGCCACUAUGACCGGCUCCGUGUUCUGGGCCAUCAUCUUCUUCCUCAUGCUCAUCACCCUCGGCCUGGAUAGCACUUUUGGAGGUCUAGAAGCGGUGACCACGGCGCUGUGUGACGAGUACCCCCGCGUGCUGGGCAGGCACCGCGAGAUGUUCGUUGCCGUCCUUCUGCUGUUCAUCUACAUCUGUGCUCUGCCGACCACUACCUAUGGUGGAGUAUACCUAGUGGACCUCCUGAACGUGUACGGUCCAGGCCUAGCGAUCCUGUUCGUGGUCUUCGCUGAAGCAGCCGGUGUCUGCUGGGUGUACGGGGUGGACAAGUUCUCUGAAGACGUCAAGACCAUGCUGGGACACUCGCCCGGCUGGUUCUGGAGGGCUUGCUGGACUUACAUCAGCCCAGUGUUCCUGCUGGUGUUGUUCGUGUUCUCGGUGCUGGCACACGAGGAGAUGCUGGGCGGAGAGUACGAGUACCCGACGUGGUCCAUCCGGGUGGGCUGGCUCAUGACCGGGACUACUGUCUCGCUGAUCCCGCUCUACAUUGUCUACAAGUUUCUCAUCACGCCUGGCAGCUUCAUGCAGCGAAUCAAAGCCAUCAAACGUCCAGAAAUCAUAUCGGUACCGCCAACGGACUCUACUCUCUGCAGCCUGUGACCUGACCAGGGCUUCACCACUCCUCUUCAGACCAAACCACCCAGUGUCGAAUGGCUUGUCUGAAUGUGAACCGGCGAUGCUAUUUUUACUGCGGAUUAGGGGUCCAUAAUGUUUAGUCGUUACUACACUAAAAUUAAGUUAUAUAGCUCAUAUAAAUGUGAAGAGAUGUGGUCAACCAGGGGAAAGACCGAGAUGGUCAGAUGUGGCGACGACGACA